Carya illinoinensis is the source of this 4146-nucleotide messenger RNA. RefSeq names its product protein ANTAGONIST OF LIKE HETEROCHROMATIN PROTEIN 1. The transcript is spliced from 3 exons. The record is from RefSeq and is a predicted model, not a curated record. Bases 2792 to 3862 code for a protein of 356 amino acids. Gene Ontology annotation, cellular component: ESC/E(Z) complex; PRC1 complex. NCBI's taxonomy places the organism in Eukaryota, Viridiplantae, Streptophyta, Magnoliopsida, Fagales, Juglandaceae. Gene Ontology annotation, molecular function: chromatin binding.
GAUCACCUUUUUUUUUUUUUUUUUAUUGGCUUUUCCUUUCCCUUACUACACUUUCACACAGACCACAGGUACAAAGUUUUCCCACCAUCCAAACCGUGGGCGAAUCCUCUACUCAUCCAUGGCGCCUCACAAGAAAUCUAAGAAAAGCAAAAGGGAACUAAAAAAAUUGAAGAAACGCAAAAACGUAAAUGGUGUGGUUCCCGUAGAACCCAAAACCAUUGAAUCCGACUGGUGGGACGCUUUCUGGCACAAGAACUCUUCAACCCAAGGUGGCUGAUUUUAGCCCAGAUUCGAGCAGGACCCUGCUGUUCUUGCUGAGUUAUGUCAUGCUUCCACGAGGUGAGCCCCUUUUGACAGUGUUUAAGCUUCUUCCUCAUAGUUCCAGCCAAGUUGUCUCCCAUUGCCACCUUGUUCCAAGCUUCCUCUAUCACAGCACCACUGCCCUCUUUGACUUCCCAGGCUGCCUCAUACCUGAACACCCUUUGUCUCAUGUUCCUCCCUCUAGCAUGAUGAGUUAUGCCAAUAUUGAGGGAUGAAUGGUCAGAUUUUACAGCUGCCAGCACAUUGCAGGAAGCUAAGUUGAAGAGGUCCAACCAUUCUUUGUUAGCCAUAGCCCUGUCUAUUUUCUCCUUUGUGAAUCCCCUCCCACUUCUAUCAUUCAAUCAAGUGAAUCUUUGUCCUGAACAUGGUAUGUCUCUGAUGCCACAAUGUUCUGUUGCCAGCCUUCACAUCUCAAUUUUCCUGUAGGGUCUACUGGGACCUCCAGCUUUUUCUUUUUGAUGUAGUAUUUUGUUGAAGUCGCCUGCACACAACCAAGGGAGUUUUGGUUCAGGUUUAAGCAUCUUGAGAAGCUCCCAGCUACCUUUUCUUUUCACUGUGUCGGGGUGCCCAAAAAAACCAGUGAAUUGCCAGGGGUUACUAGCAUCAUUGUCUAUGAUCAUAGCACUUAUAUGCCAACGAGUGUAGUUAAUAACUUUGACCCUUCCACCCCCCCUUCCAUAGUAGAGCAAUACCACCACUUAGGCCCACACUUUCUAGAUCAAUACAGCCAUCAGAUUUUAAGGAUCUCCUCACUUCUUCCAUUUUAAUUUUAUUGCAUUUAGUUUCCACAAGGAAAACUAAGUUGGGUCACUUCUCCUUAGUUUAACCUUCUAAGGAUUCGAAUUGUGCGAGGGUUCCCAAACCCUCGACAAUUCCAAAUUAAGAGACUCAUUUGGAGGGGCAGCGCUGGAAACCAGCCACUGCCAUGUGUUCUUGAUUCUCAAACCCAACAUCAUUGUUCUUGGUCUUUUUUGAUAAGAGAGCCCCCUCCUUUCCACCUCUCAUCCCUCUCCUUUUUGAUCCAGCUUCUUGUUGGAUGUUUGUGACAUCACUUAAAGUAGUGCUGGGAUUAACCUUUCCCCUAGCCUUUCUCUUCCAUCUACCACCUCUAUUACUUUCACCUUGCUCAUUACUAAGGGGUGUAGAGACCAUAUCAGUAGUAUUGGGGUUCUGUAUGGGCAAGGGGUCUUGGCUUUUUGUGGUGUCAUUUAUGGCCUCAGGAUGUUGUCUCCCCUCCCUUUGACUGGUAGUUUGAGAAUUGCUAGUUGUUGUGAACAUUACUUUAGAUGCACGGCUAUCUCCCUGGACAUUAUCCAAGUCCAAAUCCAUCAUACAGACUGAACUUUUGGGCCUGUCAUUACUGUCUCCUGGAUGAAUUUGUUAUCCUUAUUAUUGCUCACCUCCUCAACGCCACUCAGCUUUUGUCCCCUAGUCAUAGUUACUUGAUUGCAAAAGGGUUCAAAAGGCUCUUGCUCAUUGUUUACCCCACACACAUAGUUCUUUGUACCUGAAUAGCAGUCUGCUUUCCUCGUGGGUUUAGUAUGCUCAAACUCUCCCUCUUCACUCUACCAGAUCUGAGCCAUUGUCGUUCUGAAGGCUUCAUUGUUGACCCCUUUCUCAGAGAGAACUCUGCCAAUGACACAGUGCUUUCCUUGAGCAGAGUCAUCUUUUGGCCCUUCAGACUGGAUCUGGAUAACAGAAGUUUCUUCAUUUGACAAAUGGAGCUGUUCCCACGUUUAGUUAAAUCUUCCACCAUCGUCGCAGACAAAGUUGCACCCUCACAGCCAGUGAGACCAUGCCAUUUGUCGAAAAACAACAGCACUAACCCUACUCAGACUUGAGAGAGAAGAGAGGCACUUUUUUCGUAGCUAGCUUGCUGAUCUAAGCAGACUUCUACAUUGAAAUUGGAAAGUCUACACUAACAAAUACUGAAAUGACUCGCUAACCAAACACGUUAAGCCUAUAAGAUCUUUUUUCUUUUCUUUUUUCUUGAAUUAUUCACAAAAGACCCUAUUUUUAGAGAUUCUUUUUGCUGAUGAUGGACUUGUGAGUGUGCGGGAUGACUCCACCUCCAUCACCUCCAUCAAUAGUUUCUCUGAUCAGCGUGUUGAGCUCCUCCUCUCCUCUGAUUGCCAGCUUCAAAUGCCUGGGUGUCAUUCUCUUUACCUCCAAAUCUUUGCUUGCAUUUCCAGCCAGCUCAAGCACCUCUGCAGUCAGGUACUCCAGAAUUGAAGCCAAGUAAACAGCAGCAGUUGCCCCAACACAGCCAUUCACAGAGAUCCUCCUUUUCAGUUGCUGAUGAAUCCAACCCACAGGAAACUGACUUCUGGACGGGAAGACUUGGAAACAGGUCCUUUCUUGUCCUUGUUAGCUGCAGUGGUCUUGACUGCCAAUUGGCCCUUCCCUCCUUUCCCCGGCAUUGCUUACCUGAGAGUGUUGGAGAGGGAAGAGGUGAAAAUUGCAGCAUUAAAUGGUGGCAUUUGAAUGUUGUUUGGUGCCCAAUGAUGAAGCUGAAGGCUUCAAGUAUUUCUUCAGAGUUUCAAAGAAGACUUUUGGAUACAUCUGUUCUCUUGUAAGAGAAGAUCUUAUAUCGAGGCCACCAUCGGGGCUGAUCAACAUUGAGGGAAGGCUUCUUAGCGUUGAAAAACAGGUUGCGAUUGCCUUGAGAAGGUUGGCAUCUGGUGAGUCCCAAGUGUCAGUUGGGGCUGCAUUUGGGGUUGGCCAGUCCACUGUUUCUCAGGUGACAUGGAGAUUUAUUGAAGCACUGGAAGAACGUGCCAAGCAUCAUCUGAAGUGGCCUGAUUCCAAUAGAAUGGAGGAAAUCAAGUCCAAAUUUGAAGCAUUCUUUGGGCUGCUGAAUUGUUGUGGAGCCAUUGAUGCAACACACAUCAUCAUGACCCUUCCAGCUGUACAAACCUCAGAUGAUUGGUGUGACCCAGAGAAUAAUUACAGCAUGCUCUUGCAGGGAAUUGUCGAUCAUGAAAUGAGAUUUCUUGAUAUUGUUACAGGUUGGCCAGGGGGAAUGACGGUUUCUAGGCUAUUGAAGUGUACUGGAUUCUUCAAACUCUGUGAGGGCGGAGAGCGUUUGAACGGAAAUGUAAGAACUUUAUCUGGAGGAGAGGAAAUUAGAGAAUUUAUAGUUGGCGGGGGUGGGUAUCCUCUUCUUCCUUGGCUCUUAACUCCUUAUGAAACUGACGGUCUCUCAGCAUCCAUGUCCACUUUCAAUGCCAUGCACGAGGCUGCAAGGUUGCUUGCAGUGAGAGCAUUCUCACAGGUAAAGGGUAGUUGGAGAAUUCUUAAUAAGGUAAUGUGGAGACCUGAUAAGCGAAAAUUGCCUAGCAUUAUCUUGGUAUGUUGCUUACUGCACAAUAUUAUAAUCGACUGUGGAGAUAAUCUACUUCAAGAUGUAGCUUUGUCUGGUCAUCAUGACUCGGGAUAUGGAGAACAGUUCUGUAAGCAAGCUGAUCCAUUGGGAAGGACACUGAGGGAAAAGCUGGCCAAAUACUUCCACCAUGGCAAAGAGAAAGCUCCAUCAAAGUAAUCUGUUUCCAUUCUUUGCACAGUACUAGCUCAACCUCCGGAAUCUGGUUUCUUGUAAAGCUUCAUUUUGGCAUGGGAGCAAAGACUAAGAUGUUUGAAGUGCCAUUUGGUUUUCUAAACAUGAAUUAUAUUAAUGUUUUCCUAUCUUUUUUGGGAAAAUGUCGGGAUCACAGAUUCUUUGCAUCUAGAGGAUCAGUUUCGUAUGGUGUGGAUUAAUCUCAUUCUAACAACUACUGUAAUUAAGUACGAGGUUUCGUAUGAUUAAUUUAAAUCAUUUGAGAAUCA